Molecule: messenger RNA, 1600 nt
Organism: Rhinichthys klamathensis goyatoka
Lineage: Eukaryota; Metazoa; Chordata; Actinopteri; Cypriniformes; Leuciscidae
Gene: ilkap
Product: integrin-linked kinase-associated serine/threonine phosphatase
Exons: 10
Coding region: 265-1296 (343 amino acids)
Biological process (GO): protein dephosphorylation
Molecular function (GO): protein serine/threonine phosphatase activity; cation binding
Source: RefSeq, a predicted model, not a curated record
AGUUAGCAUUAGCCUGCUAGCUUCUGCCUUCAAAACACACUCACUUUCAAACAGCGCCUGUCCUUAGUCUGCAGAUUUGCUCCCUCUCUAAAAAACAAACAACGGAUCUUUGUGAUUAUCGGUGUCGUUAUAUUUAUUUCUUUUAGAGUUUAUCUGCUGGUAUACGUGUGUCGUUUCGAUCAGAGAAUCGGUGAGUAUCUCGUGGUUCAUCAGAAGCUAAAAAGCUUUUUUACCUCAGACUCUCUAUUCACCUCUGGGUCAGAAAUGGAUUUAUUUGAUGAUCUUCCAGAACCUACAUAUGAUCCAGUUAAAGCCAAACAGCAGGAUGAGGAACGAGGUGAGAAGAGGAAGAGAGACGUGAGCUCAGAGGAGACUGAAGUGGAAGACCAGAAUCAAGAGGAAAAGAAAGUUUGUAAAGCAGAUCUUCCCAGACUCCAGGGUUUUGUCUCAGCGAGACGCGGCGAGAGAGAAGAGAUGCAAGAUGCUCACGUUCUGCUUCCAGACCUGAGCGUCACUAAUCUACCUUCACAAGUCUCUCGGCUCGCAUACUUCGCAGUGUUUGAUGGUCACGGGGGAGCUCGAGCGUCGCAGUUUGCUGCUGACAAUCUUCAUCACACGCUGGUCAGCAAGUUUCCCAAAGGUGAUGUGGAGAGUUUGGAGAAGCUGGUGAGGAAGUGUUUGCUGGACACCUUCCGUCAAACUGACGAGGAUUUCUUGAAGAAAGCGUCUAGCCAGAAGCCCGCAUGGAAGGAUGGCUCCACGGCCACAUGUAUGCUGGCGGUUGAUGAUGUUCUGUAUGUGGCAAACCUGGGAGACAGUAGAGCUGUGCUGUGUCGUUUGGAGCACGAGGAUUCUGGGAAGAGGAAGUGUGUGACUCUGGCUCUCAGUAAGGAACACAAUCCCAUUAUAUAUGAGGAGCGCAUGAGGAUCCAGAGAGCAGGCGGGACGGUCAGGGACGGUCGUGUGCUGGGAGUGCUGGAAGUGUCUCGUUCUCUCGGUGACGGUCAGUAUAAACGCUGUGGUGUGAUUUCCACUCCAGACCUGCGGCGCUGUCAGAUCAGUCGAAACGACAAAUUUGUUCUCUUGGCAUGCGACGGGCUUUUCAAAGUGUUUUCUGCAGAUGAAGCCGUUCAGUUUGUCCUCGACGUUCUAGAGAACGAGACUGUGGAGCAGAAGGAGGGGCAGAGCGAAGGGGCGGGGCCUUUUGAGGCUGCUUGUCAGCGAUUGGCCAGUGAGGCAGUGAGGCGGGGCAGUGCGGACAACGUCACUGUCAUUCUCGUCUCUAUUGAGUUCUGAAAGCAUUUUACACACACACACACACACACACACACACACACACACACACACACACACACACACACACACACACACACACACACUUCCGUUCAGAAUAUUUUCUGUUAAACACACAGACACACAUGAAUGCAUGAAUUCAGUAGGAACUGGUGCUGAAAUGAAAAUGUGGUUUAUUAUAGAGAUGUUUGAAUCUCAAAUUUUUUUUUUCUUCAAAGCAGGGCUUUUGGAAACACUGUGUCAAAUUUUAGUAUUUGUGCUGUUUGGCAUCAAAUUCUAAAUAAUAAACUUUUAUACAGUCUCACGA